This is a messenger RNA of Aspergillus homomorphus CBS 101889, 1320 nucleotides long. RefSeq names its product MFS general substrate transporter. The coding region runs from base 1 to 1320 and encodes 439 amino acids. Gene Ontology annotation, molecular function: transmembrane transporter activity. Gene Ontology annotation, biological process: transmembrane transport. Gene Ontology annotation, cellular component: membrane. The record is from RefSeq and is a predicted model, not a curated record. NCBI's taxonomy places the organism in Eukaryota, Fungi, Ascomycota, Eurotiomycetes, Eurotiales, Aspergillaceae. The transcript has 6 exons.
AUGUGCACACGACCAAGAGCGGACUUCGUCGUCCUCCCCCUGCUGGCCACCGGCUUCGCAACCUACCAGAUCGACCGGACCAACAUCGCCAGCGCCCUGACAGGAGGCUUCGCAUCGGACAUCUCCGUGGACCAGAACACGAUCAACCUGGGCAACCAGAUCCUCUUUCUGGGCGUCAUCCUCCUCGAAAUACCCUCCAACAUGGCUCUGCAACGGAUCGGCCCCCGGCGCUGGAUCAGCGCGCAGGUCUUGCUCUUCGGCGUGCUCGCCGCCUUGCAGAUCUUCAUCCGUGACCGCACAGGCUUUCUCGUCACAAGAGCCGUGCUCGGCCUCGCGGAGGCCGGGUACAUUCCCGCGGCGAUGUACACGCUGUCGACCUGGUACACGAAAGAGCAGCUGACGAAACGGAUCGCGAUCUUCUUCUUCGGGAUGUUCGGCGGUGCGGCGAUCUCGCCGCUUCUAGGCGCGGCGUUGCUGAAGCUGGAUGGCCGGGGUGGAUUAGCUGGGUGGAAGUGGAUAUUCUUGGUAGAAGGACUCUGGUCCAUCAUCAUGGCCCUGCUCCUCUUCACGGCCCUGCCUGACCAACAGCCCCAACCACCACCAAGCUCCUCAACCAGCAGCGACAGCAUCAGCACCAGCCUCACCUCCACAACCGCACACAAACACCCCCAAAUCUAUCCCAAUCCAACAGCUUCAACCCAACACAUCCCCUGGCACACCGUCUGGAAAACAAUCACCAACACCUCGAGAUGGCCCCACUUCCUCGCGACCGCCAGCGUCUUCGCCACCUGGAGCCCCCUAACAACAUACACGCCCAGCAUAAUAAUGGCGCAGGGCUUCUCACGCAUCCACGCGAACAUGAUCACCGCCCUCGGCACCCUCCUCACUCUCCCACUCAUCCUCUUCUUCGCCUGGCUAAGCGACAAGACCCAGCGACGCGGCUACACCGUCCUGCUCGCGAUAUCCAGCUACCUCGUUGUACUCAUCGUCCUCCGGACGGUACAACCCCAUGUCGGGAAAUGGGGACAUGUCGGCCUGUGGACGGCUGUGAAUGCCUUCGCGGUGGGGUAUCAUCCUGUGCAUAAUGCGUGGAUUCAGGUUACUUUUGUUAUGUCGGCCACGGCGGGCUUGAUGGCUGGGAGCCAGAUCUUUCGUCAAGAUGAGGCUGCUGAGUUUUAUCCGAGGGGCGUAUUGAUUAUGAUUGCUCUGGUGGUCGCGGGGCUGCUUCUGGUUGCGCUGCAGAUGUGCAUCUAUCGGUUUUCCAUGAAGGGAAGAGAUUGUGGCUCGGUGGGGAAUGCGCAGGGUGAGACUGCGUGUUGA